This is a messenger RNA of Leptidea sinapis, 1341 nucleotides long. RefSeq lists its product as uncharacterized. NCBI's taxonomy places the organism in Eukaryota, Metazoa, Arthropoda, Insecta, Lepidoptera, Pieridae. Bases 1 to 1341 code for a protein of 446 amino acids. The transcript has a single exon. Gene Ontology annotation, molecular function: catalytic activity. The record is from RefSeq and is a predicted model, not a curated record.
AUGAACAAUAAGGACUUAACCGUGUACUACCAAAACGUACGCGGACUUAGGACGAAGUGCUUAGAACUGCGGCAAAGUACUUUAUGUAACGAUUUCGACAUUAUCAUAGUUACAGACACAUGGCUGCAUGACGGAAUAUUUGACGCCGAGAUUUGCGACGACCGGUACGACGUGUUCCGAGCGGACCGCGACCUAGCUUCUACUGGCAAGAGCACUGGGGGCGGCGUCAUGAUAUUAACGCGAAGAACUUUAGGUGUCACACUAUUGGUACUCGACUCGAGCGCGUCUAUUAAGCCUAUCGCUGUCGAGUUGAUAUGGGUUUCGUUGUCUAUGCGUGUCUGCGGUUCUCAUUCGGAUUUAAUUAUUUGCGCUGUUUAUAUACCACCUGAACCACGAAUAAUGUCCGAUAAUAUAAAUGCUUUAGAAGAACAAGUCUUGUUUGUUAAUAAUUUACAUACUAAUUCAAAUUAUCUAGUCAUUGGAGAUUUUAAUUUAAGCUGUAUUUCCUGGGAAAACGAUUGUCCAUUAUUCUUAAAAAAAGGCCCCAAAGAAGUGCAGGCUGCUGGCAUGCACUUAGUGGAGGAGUUAGAAUUUAUAAAUUUAAAACAAUUUAACUUUCUUAAAAACUACGCAGGCAAUACUUUAGAUUUAUGUUUUUCAAACCUACCACUUCUAAUAUGUGAUAACCAUACUCCGCUGGUUAACGUAGAUCGUGCUCAUCCUCCUUUUACAAUUAACAUAACAGACUUUAACAAACAGCCGCUACGUGAAUCUUUUAUUCCUAGGAGAAGUUUUUAUAAAGCUGAUUACGCCAGUAUUAGUGAAAAUUUGAGCGCACAUGACUGGCCUAGCUUAUUGCGAACAGGCACUAUCGAGGAGGCGGUUGAUGUUUUUUAUGAUAUUUUGUAUGCUUGUGUAGAUAAGUACGUCCCUUUACGUAAAUCAAAACCGAGUAGAUCGUACCCUAAGUGGUACAGUUCUGCUCUUAUAAAAAUUGUCAGGGAGAAGUACAAAGCUCACAAAAGAUGGAAGAAAUACGGUAACCCAACAGACUAUGACGAAUUCACAUUGCUUCGCUGUAGGGAGCGACGUGUACAAAAACAAUGUUUCAAUAACUUUACUUCAAACUGCCAGGUCAAUAUCAAAUCGAAUCCUAAAUUAUUUUGGACUUUUGCUAAAGCUCUUCGAUGGGGUUCCAGUUACCCUAAGUCUUUAAGUAUGGGCAUCGACAAAUUUUUGGAUAGGAAAGAGAUUUGCGACGGUUUUAACUCAUUUUUAAAAACGCUUUCGUUAAUCACCAUAAGACGGAUCAGUUUCCAGAAAACGUCUCUCAUGGGCUAG